AAUAGGCGCAAUUACAUGUAAGGUAGGUACGCUGUGGGUGAAGAACAGAAAUUAGGGGGGUUUUAGUAACCGGCUACGUUACCUGCCUUCAGAGCUUCCUUAUAGCCGCACCAUUUAGCCGGAAUAAAAGCUAUUAUUGGCCGUUAUAUACCCGUGGUGCACUGUAGGUACGAAGUAGGGCUGCUCUUUCUCCUUCAGCUGGCUGGCCUGUACCAAGGUGAGCCCCUCUAAACCCCUCUAAACCCCUCCAAAACCCCACUCAGUGCUACCGUGUCGCGUUUGCAUCUCCGGGGCCGGCCAGUCUUCGAACCGUCAUCUUCUCUGCGACUUUUCUUCCAGUUGUUUAGAGGUAAUUCGACGGUUCAUCAUCGUUGAGAAGCAAUCAUUGAGCGACAUGGUUUCGAUCAUUCUCGGCUCCCAAUGGGGAGACGAAGGCAAGGGGAAAUUGACAGACAAUCUCCUGGCAACCAACUCAUUCGACAUAUGCGCGCGUGCGGCCGGUGGCCAUAACGCCGGUCAUUCAAUCCACACCGGUGACCAGAAAUUCUCUUUCCAUCUUUUGCCCUCGGGCUUAGUCAGCCCUAAAACCGACAACUUGAUUGGGUCCGGUGUCGUUUUCAACGUCGAUGCAUUCUUCGGAGAGCUGGCCGACCUUGAAGCCAAGGGCGUACCCGACGUUCACAAGCGCAUCCAUGUUAGCUCUAGGUGCCACUUGAACCUCACCUUGCACGCCGCUGUCGACGGACUUUCCGAAAAGGCGCUAGGCAAGAGUCAAAUCGGAACCACGAAGCGAGGCAUUGGUCCCUCUUAUAGCACCAAGGCCGCGCGAGACGGCUUGAGAGUUUGCGACAUCUACCAUGAUGAUUUUGCAGAAAAGUUGCGGACGUUGGCCGGCUCUUAUCGCGCACGUUACGGCGAUCUUCUGGAAUACGAUGUUGAGGCAGAAAUUCAGAAGUUUGUGAAUUUGAGGGAAAAGUUGCGACCUUACAUCAUUGACGCUGUCGAGUACAUGAAGGUCGCGCAAGAACAGAAGCGCUCGAUUCUCGUCGAGGGUUCGCAAGCUCUAAUGCUUGAUUUGGAUUACGGCAGCUACCCCUUCGUUACAUCCUCCAACUGCUCGAUUGGUGGCUGCGUUCAGGGACUAACCAUUAGCCCCUUUAACAUCAAGAACAUUAUCGGCGUCGUCAAAGCAUACACAACGCGAGUAGGCGGUGGCCCUUUCCCCACAGAACAACAUGGAGAUGUCGGCACAAAACUACAGGACAUUGGUGGAGAGAUAGGUGUCUCUACUGGAAGGAGGAGGAGAUGUGGAUGGCUUGAUCUUGUGGUUCUCAAGCACUCUACUGCUGUGAACUACUAUACCACCCUCAACUUAACUAAGCUCGACGUACUGGACACAUUCCCAACAAUUCAAGUCGCUGUUGCUUACAUCACUCCUGAUGGAGAACGGAUUACGAGCUUUCCUGCUGAUUUGAACUAUCUCGAUAAAUGCACGCCUGAGUAUAUCGAGUUCGAAGGCUGGCAGUCCUCGACCCAAGGAUUACGGUCAUGGUCUGACCUCCCCCCUCAAGCCCAAAAGUACAUUGAACUCAUCGAGUCAGAGAUUAGUGUCAAGGUGAGCUACAUUGGAACCGGAAAGGACCGUGAGGAUAUGAUUAUCCGAUGAAAGUGCUACCGAUCUACUCAAGGCACGUUCUAGAUGUGGGAGGAAAAGUAAUUUAGAGAAUAGAGGUGGUGGUAAAGGAGUGGCUCAUGAUUAUAGGCUUGCUUAUUUUCGUAGCUUCCCGAACAUAACUGCUUAAUGUUUGCCACUUAACCAAAUGCCUUUGAGCUACUCGAAUGUAUGCUUAGAAAUCUAGAACAGUAGCGGAGACUGAUAUAGACUAAACGAACAUAAAUUGACAGUCUGAGUGCUACAAUUUACUUAAUCCACCUUAGGGAAAGUGACAUUUACCACAU
This is a messenger RNA of Xylaria bambusicola, 1959 nucleotides long. RefSeq names its product adenylosuccinate synthetase. Gene Ontology annotation, cellular component: cytoplasm. The transcript is spliced from 13 exons. The coding region runs from base 395 to 1666 and encodes 423 amino acids. NCBI's taxonomy places the organism in Eukaryota, Fungi, Ascomycota, Sordariomycetes, Xylariales, Xylariaceae. Gene Ontology annotation, molecular function: adenylosuccinate synthase activity; GTP binding. The record is from RefSeq and is a predicted model, not a curated record. Gene Ontology annotation, biological process: IMP metabolic process; 'de novo' AMP biosynthetic process.